Messenger RNA from Magallana angulata, 3161 nucleotides. Its product is annotated as proton channel OtopLc-like. Bases 315 to 2795 code for a protein of 826 amino acids. The record is from RefSeq and is a predicted model, not a curated record. Gene Ontology annotation, molecular function: proton channel activity. NCBI's taxonomy places the organism in Eukaryota, Metazoa, Mollusca, Bivalvia, Ostreida, Ostreidae. Gene Ontology annotation, cellular component: membrane. Gene Ontology annotation, biological process: proton transmembrane transport. The transcript is spliced from 9 exons.
GGGAGUUAUGAAGAGAGGGAUUUUCGGUAUCCUCCGCAAGUAAACAGUAACUUGAAUAUCACAGUGUGAUCUUUGUAUGGAAUAUUGUUAUGACAAAGGAGAAAAGAAAAAUCCCAGAUUGCUUUUGAUGCGGGGCAGCACUAGUGAAAAUCAGCAAACCGCUGGGCUAAUGAAUGCAGAGGAGAAGCGCGAACCGCGAUGCAGACGUCUUUUGACAAAACUGCUCUAGUAAUGGAUUGCCUGUGUACUUCAUCAAAGACCAACAGAUAAUUUUCGCAUAAGAAUCGGCGAUUUUAUCAUUGAAUAGGGUCAUCAUGAACGGAUACACGACAGUGACCAACAAUAAGGACUCCACAAAGGCAAUUAACAUUAAUAAACAGGAACCAAAAAUUGGACUUCACAAAAACGACUGUAAUUUGGGUAUACCCGAGUCGGACAGCGGCGAUGACUCGGAGAAUACCUACAGACAUUACAGCGACAACGUGGACACUGACGUCAGCAACACCCAGGAUGAGGGGGACCCCCCGUCCCCGCCCGUCCCCCGGGCAGCCGACAGGUGCUUGUUGAAUAACCUGAACAUAGUAAGCAGUGUGAUCAGUAGUGACUCGGAUAGCUGUACGGAGGGAGAGUUUAUCUUGGACCGCGGCGGGCAGACGACAGACGAAACCAGCACGUCCUCGGAAUCUGAUGAGACACAGAUAUGGGUAGGGAACAGGACUCGAACCAGUGGUAGCGUCUCAACGCCCCCUCUCCCCAGCCUGACCAGCUCAAACGCUAGCGACAGUCGCGUGCAGAGUCCAAGCCACAGGAAUAAUACAAUACCCAGGUAUUCCUCGCGGGAAGUGUCCUCGUCUGGAAACGCGUCAGUUGUGACGUCACUAGCGGGCACCGGCGACGAGGCGAACAUUGGUCGGGACCGGAGCCACUCUUGGCACGAACUUCCGAGUGACGUAGAAUGUCAGAUCCAGAGGAGGUCGUCCCGAAAUAUCAGCCUGCUGCGUCAUAAUCCUAGAACCGGAAACACCGAAACUAUAGUGAUUGAAACUCACCCCAACGGAGAUUCAGGACUCGGCCAUGAUGUCCAUUCAACCUCGGAGGAACUCUUUUAUCCGGACUCGCCAUCUAAUGCAUCAUGGUCAAUUCUGAAGAAGAAAAAUGGCCGAUAUAAUGACGUCAAUAUUCCAGUUGACUCCACUCUCAUGGACAGUAUGUUCACGAGCAUCAGCGGCCUUUACGCCAUGGCGAUCGUGGUCCUGGGCUGCGUUAUUCCAGUAUCACAGAUCUUCUCCAGCGAAGCUUUCAACUUCUCCUUCCUCUUUGAUGGAUUUUACAUCUACAUUCACACAGUCAGUAUUAUUUUCCUCAUUUAUGCGUAUGUCUACCUCCUUCGAAACAAAUCCCUCAAACUUCGACGCAACCUUCGCAGGAAUCACUACAGCUCACCAUCUUCCGGUUCUCGAAGCAACUUAAAACGGAAGUACUCCUUUGAUGAUUCCCGGACCUAUCAUACCGGAAGCUUUUAUCUGAGAUUAGGUGCCGUAGGUUUUGGAAUCGGAAGUAUGAUUCAGAGUGGUCUUCAGUUUGGGGAGGUAUUUGACACGGAUACCGACCCCCUGACCCACCCCUGUAAAAGCAUCGCCCAGGGGGCAAGGCCCAUCAUCCGUCUCAUCUUUACUUUUGUGCAGCUUUAUUUUGUCUUCUUGAAUUCGAAGAUGUGCGUACACCGGUAUAAAACUAUAGCGAGAUUCGGGAUGAUGCAUAUGGUGGCUACAAACCUUUGUGUGUGGACCCAGAAUAUUGUCCAGGAGACCCUACGUGAAAUAAGACAUCUGCACCAGCCCGACAGAGGAAGCAACGAGAGCUCCGAUAAAGAGAUAAGCUUAGUUUCAUCAAGCAAUAUCACAAGAUACCGUCUCGGAUGUCACAUGAAUUCUUUGAUGUCUGACGUUGUGGAAACUUCCAGUUCCUAUCUAUACCCAUGUACCAUAGAAUACAGUCUCAUUUGUGCAGGGAUUCUGUACGUGAUGUGGAGAAAUAUUGGAAAACGUGGGCAGGUGCCCGAGGAAGUAGCAAACGAGGAGGAAAGCAAGGCCAAAUCUCAGCGGAUGACGGUGGACUGUUCCCGCUCUAGUCGUGGCCUCUUCCUGGGGAUCUUCAUUCUGGUGGGGACAGUGAUCACCAUGAUAACGUUCUUUGUUUUGAUACGGUCCGAUACCUACCUGUCCACGGCGGUCAAACUGGAACAUUUAUCCGCCGUAGUGAUCUACGUGGUGACGUCAAUAGCCGUAGUGCUUGCGUUCCACAGAAUGCAGAUGUUACGAGUAAAUUCGGACAGAGAAAUAGACUUGGAGGAGUCGCUACUUCUCUUGGGGUUAGGGGGCUUGUAUGUGUAUGCCUUUCUCAGUAUUAUUUCUGCCACAUUAAAGGAGGGACCGUUGGAUUAUUUAGUCGUUUUAUCCAGUGUGUUCCGUGUGUUCCAAGGAUCAUUACAAACGGUCUUCCUUUUGAGUGGAAUGCGCAAAUCAUCAUGGCGACGGGAGCAAGAGAGACAGAAGCCGGGGCGGGAAUACGUCACAUUUCUUCUGGUCAGUAACAUCGCCAUGUGGGGCUUGAACACUUUUGAAAUUCAGCGAUCUCAUGCUAACCCAGUACAGCUGGAGUUCUUUGGACCCGUAGCGUGGACAAUUUUCAAUCACCUAUCAGUUCCUCUGACCAUCUUCUUCCGGUUUCACUCCACCGUGUGUUUGUCUAACAUUUGGAAGAGCGCUUGGAAGCGACGCAUGCCCGCCGUCUAAGUUCACUUAUCUUUCGAGAAUUUCUAAUUUCCAUCAUUCAUAUUUAUAUUCUUGAAAAAUAUACAUCAGUUCCUUGUACUUGAGAAAGUAAAAUUUGUUAAGCUGGUGUAUUUUCACAUGUAUAUAGUUACGUACAGUUCAUUGUAUUUGAUAUCAGCAUCACUAUGGAUCAGAGAUGCAUUAUUUUUUUUAAGUGUUUGAUAACUUUUCGACAGGUGCUUAGUACCUAAGUGCAAGUGCUGAAAAACUCCUCGACAAAUUAACUUUUUAUUUAAAAAAAUGAAACCGUCAUGUAUAUAUAUACAUGUAUAUCAUAUCAAUUGUGUCAUUUGAUGAAUCAAGAUUAAAAAUGUCAAUACACCGGUA